AUGACGAAGGGUACCUCCAGCUUUGGUAAGCGUCACAACAAGACGCACACGCUCUGCCGACGAUGCGGAAAGCGUUCUUUCCACAUCCAGAAGAGCACCUGCGCCAACUGCGGCUACCCUGCUGCUAAGGUCCGAAAGUACAACUGGAGCGAAAAGGCCAAGCGCCGCAAGACCACCGGCACCGGCCGCAUGCGUCACCUCAAGACCGUCGACCGCAAAUUCCAAAAUGGUUUCCAGACCGGCACUCCCAAGGGUGCCCGUGGCCCUUCCACUGCUUAA
This is a messenger RNA of Talaromyces amestolkiae, 279 nucleotides long. RefSeq lists its product as uncharacterized. The coding region runs from base 1 to 279 and encodes 92 amino acids. Gene Ontology annotation, cellular component: ribosome; cytosolic large ribosomal subunit. Gene Ontology annotation, biological process: translation. Lineage: Eukaryota; Fungi; Ascomycota; Eurotiomycetes; Eurotiales; Trichocomaceae. The record is from RefSeq and is a predicted model, not a curated record. Gene Ontology annotation, molecular function: RNA binding; structural constituent of ribosome. The transcript is spliced from 4 exons.